Pyrus x bretschneideri (Chinese white pear) is the source of this 4640-nucleotide messenger RNA. RefSeq lists its product as uncharacterized. Gene Ontology annotation, molecular function: calcium ion binding; ATP binding; polysaccharide binding. The record is from RefSeq and is a predicted model, not a curated record. NCBI's taxonomy places the organism in Eukaryota, Viridiplantae, Streptophyta, Magnoliopsida, Rosales, Rosaceae. Gene Ontology annotation, cellular component: plasma membrane. The transcript is spliced from 6 exons. Gene Ontology annotation, biological process: cell surface receptor signaling pathway; protein phosphorylation.
AUGACCAUGAGCAAACAAAAAGUGCUUCCGCAACUUAUCAUCCUCAUAAUAAUAAUAAUAGAGGUACUAUUAGCGGCAGCCACUUCAGCCCAAACACCACAAUUAAGCACUUCACCUCUUCCUUCUCCUCCUCCUCCCGGUCAAAUAGAAGUCAAGCCGGGUUGUCAAGACAAAUGUGGGAAUGUUAGCAUCCCAUAUCCAUUUGGUACAAAAGAGGGCUGUUACUUAAAUGAGGAUUUCCUCAUUACUUGUAAUAGCACACAUUAUGACCCCCCAAAACCAUUUCUUAGAAAGAGUAAUAUGAUUGUUACAAACAUAUCCGUGGAUGGGAAGCUUUACAUUACCCAAUACACAGCCGUACAAUGUUACGAAAAAUCAGGUCGGCCGAUUCCCGGCUUCACCAAUUCUGUCACUCUUUCCAAAUUCUUCAUAUCAAACACCGACAACGUGUUUGUCGCAGUUGGUUGUGACACCCAUGGGUACAUUACGGGAGACAAAAAUGGAAACUACGGAUACACUGGUGGGUGCACUACAGUGUGUGGCAGCAAAGACUACGUUGCCAAUGGUUCCUGCACUAGUAUCGGCUGUUGUCAAACACCCAUUGCUCAAGGAAUGACUUCUUUCGAGGUAAGUGCAACGAGUUUUAAAAAUCAUUCGAGCGUGUACUCCUUUAAUCCUUGCAGUUUUUCCUUCGUUGUCCAAGGGGGCAAGUUCAACUUCUUCUCCAAUAUGUUGUGGUCGGAUUAUUUGAUAAAUACACAACUUCCGGUGGUACUCGAUUGGUCAGUUGGAAAUGAGACCUGCGCUAACGUUUUUGAGAAGAAACAAGUGCCGAAUUACACAUGUCAGGGCAACGCAACGUGUCAUGAUGUCGAGAAUGGAUCCGGGUAUCGCUGCAAGUGCAACGAAGGUUACCAAGGGAAUCCAUACCUAAAUGACUGCUAUGACAUUGACGAAUGUGAGGUUCCAGAGCUCAAUACAUGCAAGCAAAAAUGUAUAAAUACAGAGGGAAACCAUACUUGUUCUUGCCACAAGGGGUACCAUGGUGAUGGUAGAAAAGACGGAGAAGGUUGCACCCGUGAUCCGAACUUUGUUAUCCCAAUUGUCGUUGGAAUCGGCGUAGGCGUCGUAUCCCUGUUAAUGUGCAUCUCUUGGUUGUAUUUGGGAUACAAAAGAUGGAAGCUCAUGAAGCUAAAGGAGAAAUUCUUCAAGCGAAAUGGAGGGAUCAUGCUACAACAGCAACUUUCAGAACGGCGAGGAUCCUCUCAUGAAACGGUAAAAAUCUUCACAACACGAGAACUUGAGAAGGCCACCAAAAAUUAUCAUGAGACUAGAAUCAUUGGCAAAGGAGGGUUCGGUACAGUCUACAAAGGAAUUUUAGCAGACGGCCGAGUAGUUGCAAUCAAGAAGUCCAAAAUGGUAGAUCAAAACCAGAUAGAGCAAUUCAUAAAUGAAGUGGUCGUACUGUCCCAAAUCAACCACAGGAAUGUGGUCAAGCUUUUAGGUUGUUGUUUGGAAAACGAAGUCCCCCUACUAGUUUACGAAUUUGUCGCCCAUGGAACCCUGUUUGAAUACAUCCAUAACACAACCAAAUCAUCCAAAUUCAACGCGCCUUGGGAAAUUCGUCUACGGAUAGCUGCAGAAACUGCUGGAGUGCUGUCAUACUUGCACUCUGCAGCUUCUGUUCCUAUAAUUCACAGAGAUAUCAAGUCUACAAAUGUACUCUUAGAUGAGAAUCUCACAGCCAAAGUGUCCGACUUUGGAGCCUCAAGAUUGGUUCCGAUGGACAAAGCUCAGUUAUCUACAAUGGUGCAAGGAACUCUCGGGUAUUUAGACCCCGAAUACUUACAGACAAGCCAAUUGACUGAGAAAAGCGAUGUCUAUAGUUUCGGAGUUCUCCUUGUAGAGCUACUAGCAAGAAAGAAGGCACUUUCCUUUGACAAGCCGGAGGAAGAGAGAAAUUUGGCAAUGUAUUUUCUUUCAGCACUGAAAGACGACCGCUUGCUGCAAGUUCUUGAUGAAUGUAUUGUGACCGAGGCAAACAUUGAGCAGCUUAAGGAAGUUUCUAACCUUGCAAAGAGGUGCUUGAGAGUAAAAGGAGAAGAAAGACCAACAAUGAAGGAAGUUGCAAUGACACUGGAGGGGCUGAGAAGGAUGGUAAUGCAUCCAUGGGUCAAUGAUGAAUCCAUAUCAGAAGAGACCGAGCACUUGAUUGGUGAAAUAUCAAUGGAAACUAUUAGUUAGGAAGGAGGUGGCGAUUCAAGUUCGGGGUAUCAUACUAUGAGGAACCACCCGGGUUGUCAAGACAAAUGUGGGAAUGUUAGCAUCCCAUAUCCAUUUGGUACAAAAGAGGGCUGUUACUUAAAUGAGGAUUUCCUCAUUACUUGUAAUAGCACACAUUAUGACCCCCCAAAACCAUUUCUUAGAAAGAGUGAUUCGAUUGAAGUCACAAACAUAUCCGUGGAUGGGAAGCUUUACAUUACCCUAUACCCAGCCGUACAAUGUUUCGAAAAAUCAGGCCAGCUGACUAACGACUUCACCAAUUUUGUCACUCUUUCCAAAUUCUUCAUAUCAAACACCGACAACGUGUUUGUUGCAGUUGGUUGUGACACAUAUGGGCACAUUAAGGGAGACAAAAAUGGAGACUACGGAUACACUGGUGGGUGCAAUACAGUGUGUGGCAGCAUUGACUACGUUGCCAAUGGUUCCUGCACUGGUAUCGGCUGUUGUCAAACACGCAUUGCUCAAGGAAUGACUUCUUUCAAGGUAAGUGCAUGGAGUUAUGAUAAUCAUACGGAUGUGUACUCCUUUAAUCCUUGCAGCUUUGCCUUCGUUGUCCAAGAGGGCAAGUUCAACUUCUUCACCAAUAUGUUGUGGUCGGAUUAUUUGAAAAAAACACAACUUCCGGUGGUACUUGAUUGGUCAGUUGGGAAUGAGACAUGCUCUAACGUUGUUGAGAAGAAACGAGUGAUGAAUUACACAUGUCAGGGCAACACCAUGUGUUCUGAUGUCGAGAAUGGAUCCGGGUAUCGCUGCAAGUGCAAGGACGGUUACCAAGGGAAUCCAUACCUAAAUGACUGCUAUGACAUUGAUGAGUGUAAGGUUCCGAAGCUCAAUACAUGCAAGCAAAAAUGUAUAAAUACAGAGGGAAACCAUACUUGUUCUUGCCACAAGGGGUACCAUGGUGAUGGCAGGAAAGACGGAGAAGGUUGCACCCCUGAUCGGACUUUUGUUGUCCAAAUUGUCGUUGGAAUCAGCGUAGGCCUCGUAUCCCUGUUAAUGUGCAUCUCUUGGUUGUAUUUGGGAUACAAAGGAUGGAAGCUCAUGAAGCUGAAGGAGAAGUUCUUCAGGCAAAAUGGAGGGAUCUUGCUACAACAGCAACUUUCAGAAUGGCAAGGAUCUUCUCAUGAUACGGCAAAAAUCUUCACAGCAGGAGAACUUGAGAAGGCCACUAAAAAUUAUCAUGACACUAGAAUCAUUGGCAAAGGAGGGUUCGGUACAGUCUACAAAGGAAUUUUAGCAGGCGGCCAAGUAGUUGCAAUCAAGAAGUCCAAAAUGGUAGAUCAAAACCAGAUAGAGCAAUUCAUAAAUGAAGUGGUCGUACUGUCCCAAAUCAACCACAGGAAUGUGGUCAAGCUUUUAGGUUGUUGUUUCGAAACCGAAGUCCCCCUACUAGUUUAUGAAUUUGUCACCCAUGGAACCCUAUUUGAAUACAUCCAUAACACAACCAAAUCAUCCAAAUUCAACGCGCCUUGGGAAAUUCGUCUACGGAUAGCUACAGAAACUGCUGGUGUGCUAUCAUACUUGCACUCUGCAGCUUCUGUUCCUAUCAUUCACAGAGAUGUCAAGUCUACAAACAUACUCUUAGAUGAGAAUCUCACAGCCAAGGUGUCUGACUUUGGAGCCUCAAGAUUAGUUCCAUUGGAUGAACCUCAGUUAUCUACAAUGGUGCAAGGAACUCUUGGGUAUUUAGACCCGGAAUACUUGCAGACAAGCCAAUUGACUGAGAAAAGCGAUGUAUAUAGUUUCGGAGUUGUCCUCAUAGAGCUACUAACAAGAAAGAAGGCUCUUUCCUUUGACAAGCCGGAGGAAGAGAGAAAUUUGGCAAACUAUUUUCUUUCAGCACUGAAAGACAACCGCUUGCUGCAAGUUCUUGAUGAUUGUAUUGUGACUGAGGCAAACGUUGAGCAGCUUAAGGAAGUUUCUAACCUUGCAAAGGGGUGCUUGAGAGUAAAAGGGGAAGAAAGACCAACAAUGAAGGAAGUUGCAAUGGAACUGGAGGGGCUGAGAAGGAUGGUCAUGCAUCCAUGGGUUAAUGAUAAUUCCAAUUUAGAAGAAACUGAAUCCUUGCUUGGAGGAAUAUCAAUGGAAACUAUUAGUUUUGAAGGAGGUGGCGAAUCAAGUUCGGGGUUUCAUAAUAUGAGGAACCACGUUGUAUUACCAGUUAGUGAUGGGAGAUGAUCGUGCCAGUGAACAAGUCCGUUUUAUUGUGCUUUUUUUGCCUAAUGUUGCAUGGAGUACUUAUGUCUAUCAUUUAAUUUCUUUAAUAACCUUGUUUAGUUAAUUUGGAGUAAAUGUAAUUUUGUAGUGAAUGGAAAAAUGUUGCUCUUAAUGAUUGUAUCACAUGGAGUUCUUUUUUU